CGGCCGCCGCCGCCUCCGAGCCUCGCUGGGAGGGACCCGUGUCCCCGCCUGCCGCACUGCCAGUCCGACCCUCAGGCCGCCACGGAGCAGCGGGCACAGCGCUGCGCGGACCUUAGCAGGUGCCGUGACGAAGCGCCGUGCUGCGCUUCGAGUCCCGAGCCCGCGCUCCGCGGCCCCGCUGCCCGCGCUCCCGAGGACGGGCCCCAGACGAGGCCGCCGCCGGCCGGGCGCUCAGCAUGAACCGUGGCCACAGGCACGGGGUGAGCAGCGGCUGCCUGGGCACCAUGGAGGUGAAGAGCAAGUUCGGAGCUGAGUUUCGGCGGUUUUCUCUGGAAAGAUCCAAGCCCGGAAAGUUUGAGGAGUUUUAUGGACUGCUGCAACACGUUCACAAGAUCCCCAACGUUGACGUGCUAGUGGGCUACGCAGACAUCCACGGGGACUUGCUGCCCAUAAACAAUGAUGACAACUACCACAAGGCCGUUUCCACUGCCAACCCACUGCUCAGGGUCUUUAUACAGAAGAAGGAAGAAGCCGACUACAGCGCCUUUGGCACGGACACCCUGAUCAGGAAGAAGAACGUGCUGAGCAACGUGCUGCGCCCCGACAACCACAGGAAGAAGCCGCACAUCGUCAUCAGCAUGCCGCAGGACUUCCGGCCCGUGUCAUCCAUCAUCGAUGUGGACAUCCUCCCGGAGACGCACCGCAGGGUCCGUCUGUACAAGUACGGCACAGAGAAGCCCCUGGGCUUCUACAUCCGGGACGGCUCCAGCGUCCGUGUGACGCCGCAUGGUUUAGAGAAAGUUCCCGGGAUCUUCAUCUCCAGGCUCGUCCCCGGGGGCCUGGCCCAGAGCACGGGCCUGCUGGCUGUCAAUGACGAAGUUCUAGAAGUAAAUGGUAUAGAAGUGUCAGGCAAGAGCCUGGACCAGGUGACUGACAUGAUGAUAGCCAACAGCCGUAACCUCAUCAUCACGGUGCGGCCGGCCAACCAGAGGAACAACGUGGUGCGUAACAGUCGGACUUCCGGCAGCUCCGGCCAGUCCACCGACAACAGCCUCCUGGGCUACCCACAGCAGGCAGGGGCCAGCUUGGAGCCAGAGGACCAGGACAGCGAUGAGGACGACAUUAUCAUUGAAGGCAGUGGUGAGCCGCAGCAGAUCCCGAAGGCCACCCCCGAGGCCCUGAGCCUGGAGUCCCUGACGCAGAUCGAGCUCAGCUUCGAGUCGGGGCAGAAUGGGUUCUCCCCUCUCCAGGACACGAGCCUGGUGGCUGUCCCCAGCAGCCUGGACACCGAGUCGGAAAGCCGAGCUCCGGAUCAGAAACUCUUAGAGGAAGACGGAACAAUCAUAACGUUGUGAGUCGCCAAGCUGUCUGUCCUCUGAGUGAGGAUGUGAGGGACGGUGUGUGAGUGUAGCACAAGACUGAUGCUGUGGACCUCCGGGCCGUGAUACUCCACGACAGCCUUAGUGCGGCUGGGAUGGGGUGGGGCGUCUACCAUGCCGGUGAGUGUGAGCAGGCCACAGAGCGGGUGCUGCUUCUCUGACUGAGACCUGCCUGGAGCCGGGCUGCGGUGGCCAGUGUCUGCCUGCCUGCAGGGCCCGCUCUUUGCCCUCUGUGAAGUCUGAUUGUCUGUUAGCCACUGGGAACCUCAGUUCUUAGAUUCCCAGCGUUGAUGUUUUCUGACUUUAAAAUGCUCCUCUGUUAACUGUGACAAUUUAUUUUUUCCAUGUGCAGUUUUUGUUCUGUCUUCCUGUUUUCUAAGCCGUUAGCCGGCCAUGUUUAGGGGCCCCCUCCCUGGCCCUGGAGUCACCUGUUGUCCUCACCCUGGGGCUUUACAGUUGCAGGGUGUCAUAGUCCUUUGCCCCCUGUCCAGGGUGUGAGUGAGUGUGAGUGUGUACAUGUGUGUGAGUGAGUGAGUGUGAGAUGCAGUGCAGUUAGCUGGCUCCCACACUCUUCCAGUGUACCAGGCAGUGUGGAUCGUUUUGGAUAAAAAGGCCCCCGGGUUAAGAGACUUACACAUGGUACAGAUGUGCACUUUGUUUUCUUCCUGGGGAUUCUAGGGUGCUGCCUGCAUUUGGGGAAGCCCGCAUCAGUUCACCACUCACAGGGGUGGUGAUUAUUUGAGUCUAUUUAUUCUUUCCCGUGCGUCCAUUCAGGAUGAGGGAACCGCAGUUGUCUUCCCUUACCUGCCCCCUUGUGUUGCCUGCACAGCCACUGAGAUCCAUACGCGUGGGCUCAGACUGCCCCGAGGCCCUGAGGCGGACAGUUAUUUAUUUCCUAACCUGACAGUGGGCGAGCGUGGGCACCUCCCAGCUCUGAACUAUGACUCCAAGAUGAAGGACUUUAUCCUCCGUAGUAGGAGCCGGCAGAAAUGAAGUCUUGAUCCAGUGAAGGGCGCCGGACGCCAUCGAUACUCAACGUGGUAUCUGCAAGCGCAUGGCUGAGGCUGGGUGCAGUGACCCAGCCAGCGAAUGUUGAAUUCACUGAGUCCCUCCUCUCAUGGCACGGCCACUUACUGACAGCAUCCCCCUCUGACACUGUGCACCAUGCAGUGCAGCCCUAGGGUGGAAAGCAGCCAUAGGCACAGAAGGCUCAGUUGCACACACAUUCGCGGUGCAUGGGCUCAACGUUGUAAGUAGAGAUAUUUCACAUGCUACCUCUCUCUCUCUCUCUCUCUCUCUUUUCUCUCUCUUUUUUUUUUUUUAACAGAGUUUUAACAUUAGAACUUUUCUCUUGGGGAAGAAACACUUCAGGGCUUGACUUUUGUACAAAUUUUAACUGUAAAAUGCAGAAUUUCUCUUCUGUCUGAAAAUGGAGAUCGCUGCUGGUGUGGAUUUUAAUUUAAAAGAUAAUAGUGUUAACAACGAGGUCCUAGCAAUGAAGGGAGUGGUCAGUAGACCUCCGUGAGCCAGUGGAUCUUGGCUAUGGGGGUCCCAUCCCGUUGGCUCAGUUCUUGAGGCUCCUUAGAACACAGACGUAAGUGUCAGCGGCUUAGCGUGCAUAUCUGUUGUCCCGGAUGUCGAGCCUCACUGUGAAUUCUGUUCUGUCCUCAGUCAUCAACUCUGUCAACCAGAUGCUGUGCUGUUGUGAACCGUGAAUUUUCUAAUUAAAUUUUACAUGCUAUAACAUGAUUUUUUUACAUGAAUGAUACUUUGUUUAAACUACUAAAUGUCAGUAUUUUACUACAAUUUUAUUAUAAAAAUGUACAUUAUCACUAAAUGAACUUUGAUUUUGAAAAUCAAGUUAGCUUUAGUUCCACAUUAUUUUUUACAAAUAAAAACGGACUUGUAUAAAGGC
Molecule: messenger RNA, 3294 nt
Organism: Rattus norvegicus (Norway rat)
Lineage: Eukaryota; Metazoa; Chordata; Mammalia; Rodentia; Muridae
Gene: Pard6b
Product: par-6 family cell polarity regulator beta
Exons: 3
Coding region: 237-1355 (372 amino acids)
Biological process (GO): protein-containing complex assembly
Cellular component (GO): apical part of cell; apical plasma membrane; bicellular tight junction
Source: RefSeq, marked provisional